AUGGCCCACAGCCACCCCGUGUCCCUGCACAGCUGCCACCAGCUGACCCUCCGUCGCCUGUUCUCGGCCUUUAAGUCACCCUUCCUCACUGCCAUUGAGUCAGUGCCCACCCAUAGGCUACAUGAGUAUGAACUGACCUUUGACACCCAAGGAGGCCUUGGGAGACCACCAGGCUCUGCCCUAACACCGUGUCCCCGUCUCUCCACAGCCACCCUGCCCUGCAAGAUCCUCAAGUGUAACUCUGACUUCUGGAGAGCCACGUCGGGGGGCCACACGGAAGACACCCCCGAGGUCUGCAGCGCCCUGCGCGCCUACGCCUACUGCACACGGCGCACGGCCCGCACCUGCCGGGGCGACCUGGCCUACCACUCGGCGGUCCAUGGCAUCGAGGACCUCAUGAGCCAGCACAACUGCUCCAAGGAUGGCCCCACCUCCCAGCCUCGCCUGCGCACUCUGCCACCGGCGGGGGACAGCCAGGAGCGCUCGGACAGCCCGGAGAUUUGCCACUACGAGAAGAGCUUCCACAAGCCCUCAGCCGCCCCCAACUACACACACUGCGGCCUCUUCGGGGACCCACACCUCAGGACUUUCACAGACCGCUUCCAGACCUGCAAGGUGCAGGGCGCCUGGCCACUCAUCGACAACAACUACCUGAAUGUGCAGGUCACCAACACACCUGUGCUGCCCGGCUCUGCCGCCACAGCCACCAGCAAGCUCACCAUCAUCUUCAAGAACUUCCAGGAGUGCGUGGACCAGAAAGUGUACCAGGCCGAGAUGGACGAGCUACCAGCUGCCUUCGCCGACGGCUCCAAGAAUGGCGGGGACAAGCACGGGGCGAACAGCCUGAAGAUCACCGAGAAGGUGUCGGGACAGCACGUGGAGAUCCAGGCCAGGUACAUCGGCACCACCAUCGUGGUGCGCCAGGUCGGCCGCUACCUGACCUUCGCCAUCCGCAUGCCGGAGGAGGUGGUCAAUGCCGUGGACGACCGGGACAGCCAGGGCCUCUACCUUUGCCUGCGCGGCUGCCCCCUCAACCAGCAGAUAGAGUUCCAGGCCGUGCAUGGUGUCCCCAUGGAGGGCCAGGGCGCCCGCAAGCCAGCGGCCUCCAGCCCCGUGCCCACAGCCCCGGAGACCUUCCCCUACGAGACGGCCGUGGCCAAGUGCAAGGAGAAGCUGCCCGUGGAGGACCUCUACUACCAGGCCUGCGUGUUUGACCUGCUCACCACGGGUGACGUGAACUUCACGCUGGCCGCCUACUACGCUCUGGAGGAUGUCAAGAUGCUGCACUCUAACAAAGACAAGCUGCACCUCUACCAGAGGACUCGGGAGUUCCCGGGGCAGGCCGCUGCCGCCCCCCGGCUCCAGCCUCCCUGGGCCCUCCUCGGCGCCCUCCUCCUCCUCCUGCUUGGCCCGGCCCGUGGGUUCUGGUAGGACAGAGCCAUCUGUCCCGGGUGUGCAGGCCCCUGCGCCCUGGUUUCUCCUCCGGGGUGCCAGUGCAGUCGGCCACCAUUCCCUGCAGCCUGCACUGUCCACAGGAGGUGGCCACGAAACUAGUGGGCUUGUGGGACAGUUACCUCAGAGCUGCCGUGGCCCACCGCCCACCAGCAAGGGCUGGGGGGCAUCGGAUGUUCCCUCCGCUCCUGCCCCUCGUGCACGUGACAAGGUUGUGGUGACUGGUGCUGUGAUGUUUGUGACAGUAGAGUCGUGCGAGAGGGAGAGCAGCUCCCCUCCGCCCCCACCCCGCAGUGUGAAUGUGUAAAGCAGAGCCCCCCAGGCCGAACCCUUCCCCACUGCCAGGGAGACAGACACUGGGACCCCUCGGAGUCCGGCCCCCGCCCCCUGAGAUGCACUGAAACGGGCAGGGCCUCCUGCCACAGGCUGGCAAGGGUGGGGGGCUGCCCGUGCCACACGCCCCGCACAUGCGCACACCCCCCCACAGGCCCGCCCCGCCCCACCCGGGGCGCUGAGGAGCAGAGGCAUCAGUGAGCACUCACCCCAGGCAGGGUGCCAGGGCGCCCCUCAGCCCCAUUAGGAAAUUGAUGGGAUCUGUUGGCCAUGGGCUGGCACUUCCUGCCCUACACCACCCUGAUGACCAGAGGAGCUGGCCCAGGGACUGUAACUGCACCUGCCCUCCCCCUUUCCCCACCCCCCAAUCCCUGUGUGCAUAGGAAGCUUAGCUGGGCCUCGGUCUCAAGUUUCUGAGCAGACAAGGGACCCCGCUGACCAGGUUCCACCCGCCAGCAGAGCCCCUGGGCAAGGUGUGAGCAGAGACGGUGGACAGGGCCAGCUGGCCUGCCCUGGCCUUCUGCUCCCUCCACACCUGCCGGGCACAGCCUGGCCUACCACCUGUCCAGGGAGGGGAGCAGGGUCCCGUCCCUUCAAAGAAAGUAGUCCCGUCCCUUAAGCCCAGGAGAGAUGUGCCACCGCGAGUCUGGCCCUGCUGCUGUCUGAGAGCCCGGGGCCAACGUGGGCCUGGGCUCCCCCCAGAAGACCGUCAUCAUGGACGCCCUGCAGCCCCACACUGACCACCUGCCCACCCUCGUCCCGGGCACCCCCUCUCCUGAUUCCCAGGGACCUCUCAUACACUGGCCCCGGAGGCUGCUGAACUGGCGUCUCCCCACCCCCCUCCGAGAGGUCCUGUUCUCUGCCAAAACAGCGGGGUAGGCGAGGAGGGGCCCCAGCCGGGCCCUUCCUGCUGUUGGUUAGCUGGCCCCUGUGUUGGAAGUGAAAGUAAAGCACUUUAUUUUGGUUGUGUUUGAUCGCGUUCUGCUUGGAAGUGAGCCCCCUCACUGUGUCCCCGCGUCUGUAACCCGCGUGGAGCAUCACUGCAUGUACAUACUGUAAAUUAUUUAUUAACAGCUAAGAUGCGAGUAAAGUUUGGUUUUUUUUGUUUUGUUA
This is a messenger RNA of Echinops telfairi (small Madagascar hedgehog), 2898 nucleotides long. RefSeq names its product repulsive guidance molecule BMP co-receptor a (gene RGMA). The record is from RefSeq and is a predicted model, not a curated record. Bases 1 to 1431 code for a protein of 476 amino acids. Gene Ontology annotation, cellular component: plasma membrane. NCBI's taxonomy places the organism in Eukaryota, Metazoa, Chordata, Mammalia, Afrosoricida, Tenrecidae. The transcript has 3 exons. Gene Ontology annotation, biological process: BMP signaling pathway. Gene Ontology annotation, molecular function: coreceptor activity.